Molecule: messenger RNA, 2262 nt
Organism: Cadophora gregata
Lineage: Eukaryota; Fungi; Ascomycota; Leotiomycetes; Helotiales; Ploettnerulaceae
Product: Mitochondrial outer membrane protein iml2
Exons: 6
Coding region: 1-2049 (682 amino acids)
Cellular component (GO): cytosol; nucleus; mitochondrial outer membrane
Source: RefSeq, a predicted model, not a curated record
AUGAGCCGGUGGUUCAGAGGUGCGACUAAGGCUACGGCCCCAAUGGUUGCCGAGGAAGAAGAUCGGCAUCUAUUGCAGGUUGAACAGGCAUUGUUGAAGUUACUCAACGAUGACAUUGCAGAAGCCGACAAGAUCCUGAAACAGCAGAACUCCUCAUACCAUCAUCUGGGACGGGGAAUAUCCAGUUUCAUAUCUUCCAUGUUGGCUGCUGAAAAGGAGUUGAUGAAGGAUGCGGCUUCUAUCCUACAGUCCGCUGAGAAUAAGACUUGGGAGGAUAUGAAAACUGCUCAGAAAUCUCCCACAGCAUUUCAAUCUCACAUAUAUCCACCUGGGACAGAAUAUCUUUUGUGCUAUGCCAGUAAUGCAAUAUGUGCUGUCUUGUCUGGGAGUGUGACCGGAGCAAUGGGGGGCUUUUUCAAACUACGGAAGAGUUUCAUGACUCUUGACGGGAUCAUGGAUAUCGAGUCAAAGUAUCUGCAGAAACGAGCUGCUUCUCGGAGGGGCUCUGUAGCUUCACGCAAAGAGGCUGACCGUGAGAAUGUGAAGUUACCAGGUGGUAGCGAUGGAGCUUCUCUUCGAGCUACCACAACUGAUGAUGAGAAGGCGGCUAUUGCAGGUGCUGCUGUUCUUAAUGGGAGUCCAGGAAGCCCGCCAUUACAUCGGACACAGACUUCUGCCACGACAGGUUCGUUGCAGAUUCCUACCCGAGUUGAGAGCAAACUUCUGGAUAUUGAUCCGGCAUCUGUUGGAAUCACAUCUCAUACAGAUGUUUUCAUCCAUUCGGGUACGAGACUAUGUUACGGUAUUUUGCUUGUUGUCUUUUCAAUGAUUGAGAAUCCCGUUUUCAAUAGAAUUUUGUACAUCGUUGGCUUCAAGGGAGAUAGAGAACGGGGGACUAGGUACCUCUGGCAAGCGGCUCGUUUCAAUAAUUUCAACAGUGCCAUCGCUGGUAUUGUACUCCUUGCAUAUUACAACGGCCUAGUCGGCUUCUGUGAUAUUCUUCCUACGGACGAAAUGGCAAGUGAUGACAUCUCUGGUUAUCCAAGAGCCAAGUGUCAUACUCUUCUGGGAGACAUGCGGCGCAGAUACCCAGAAUCAAAGCUAUGGAAGAUGGAGGAGGCACGAAUGCACUCUUCCAAUAGAAAUCUUGGUGCUGCUAUCAAAAUUCUGUCCGAAAACUCCAACAGCCAGAUGAAACAGAUUGCCCUCAUCAACAUUUUCGAACUAUCUCUUUCUGCUAUGUAUUCACAAGACUACGACUUGACCGCAAGGAGCUGGAUACAAGCAGCAGAGUUGAGCACUUGGUCACCAACGCUGUAUGCUUACUUGACUGGCGUGGCGUAUCUUGAGUCAUACCGCAACGUUCGCGAAAGUGACCCUGCUGCGGCCAAGGCGUUCAAAGAGAAAGCAACCGAGUUCCUGAAGAAGGCUCCUACCAUGGCAGGCAAACAAAAAGUCAUGGCACAAAAUCUGCCCUUUGAUUUAUACAUUGUUCGCAAAGUACAAAAAUGGGUAGAGAGAUCCAAAACUUGGAAAGUAGACCUCAUCGAUGCAAUCGGGGCAAGUCCACUGACGGAAAUGGUAUACUUCUGGGGUGGAAUGAAGAAACAAGACAAUGUUCAGCUGCAACAGUCCCUCGAUUGUUUAUCGUGGGACAGGACAACCCACGCAGAAAAGUUCAAAGAGGAUCUUGACGAAACUGCGAUCCAGGCGGUUCUCCGGGCUGCGCUUAUCCGAAACUUAGGACGAUAUGACGAAGCUCGACAGAUCCUUACGACUGAGAUAUUACCUCACGAUAAAAACGCAUUCAGGGGCAAUCUAAAAGAUGACUGGACAUGCCCAAGCGCGCACUAUGAAAUGGCUGCUUUGGCUUGGGUUGAAAAGGAUUUGGACGGCGCGGACCAUAAAUCAAAGGUAUUUGACUGCCAGGAAUGGCUUACAAAGACUCAGAAAUGGCCAUAUGAAUGGGUGUUGGACUCGCGGAUGUCCAUCAAGCUCACGACAUCAAUACUUACUGUAGAGAGGCACAGGAAGAUCAUGGGGUUUUAAACUUUGCUUCGAGGGGUGCAUAUAGACAGAUUACUUUGGUGCAUGAGUUAUGAAGGUCCCAGAGGUAUAACUAUGAUAUGCUUGAGAUCUAGUUAGGCGCAUGAUGACGGCUGCUCAUGGAGGGCUUCGAGGUGUUGCGUGGCGUGGAAAGGUGUGCUGAAGAGCAGCCACGGGAAUCUUCUACUCCAUAAGAAAAAGUGAUAUUUGUUCCAC